CCCUGGAAUUUAGCAAGAAUAUAUUUUUUCAGAAUCGCACAACUCUCCCUUGUUUUUCUGCCUCGCGAGAAAGUCUGUCCUAAAUCUCCCCUGUAGCCCAGGCCACUCUGAAUUCUCCCCGGAGCUCCUGAGGACGUAACUCAAUUAUUUGAAAGCGGGAAGCAAACUACGUUUCCCAUGGAUCGACGCCACUCUUCGCCCACCCAGCGUUUGACCUCUAGACGGUGGCUGAAAAGGGACAAUGGUUUCCAUGUCAGCGGGUAAACGCUCCGGUCUUAGCUCCAGGAUGAGGGAGGAUGGAUGUAGCAAUGAGCGUGUGCUGAGGGGCGAGGAAGAAAUAUAAAGGAGCCGGCUUCCAAUAGAGCAAGAGCCAUGCCACGCCGGGGCCUAGUUGCCGGGCCAGACUUUGAGACUUUCCGGCGUCGGUAUUUCACGCCGGUUGAGGUGGCCCAACAUAACCAACCGGACGACCUCUGGGUGUCUUACCUGGGAUCCGUAUACGACCUAACGCCGUUGGCACAAAAACACAAAGGUAAGGGCCACACUCGGUCCGCUGCGGGGUGUUUGUGGGUGCCUGGUUCUCGGGCGGCUAGCAUUGACGGCGGCUGUGCCUUCCCAGGAGACCUGCUGCUGAAACCCAUCGUGGAAGUUGCGGGUCAGGACAUCAGCCACUGGUUUGACCCAAAGACCAAAGACAUCCGAAUGUACGUGGAUCCGAUGACUGGUGCCCAGAGAUACCGCACCCCCCGGGGCCGCUUUCUGCAUAUCCCACCUCAGCUGCCUCGCUCCGACUGGGCCAAUGAUUUCGGGAAGCCCUGGUGGCAGGGGACGCGCUAUGAAGUGGGGCGGCUGUCCGCCCAGACCCGGAACAUCCGAAUCAUUAACACACUCACGUCGCAGGAGCACACACUGGAGGUGGGGGCCCUAGAAUCAAUGUGGGAAAUCCUACACCGCUACCUCCCCUAUAAUGCACAUGCUGCCAGCUACACAUGGAAAUAUGAAGGGAAGAACCUGAACAUGGAAUGUACCCUGGAAGAGAAUGGGAUCCGGGAUGAGGAGGAAGAAUUUGAUUAUCUCAAUAUGGAUGGUACACUCCACACACCUGCAAUACUGCUCUACUUCAACGAUGACCUCACAGAGCUAUAGGAAAGGAGAUAUGUGUUUGUGUAGACUCAAGACAUAUUUUGAAUUUGGCUGUUUCUGUGCCCUGUAGGAAAAGAGAUGGGGUUGGGUGGGGGAGUGCCUGGACCGAGACCUCCAUUCUACUCUGGGAAUUGACCUGUGGUUCCCAUGCCCUUAUGAAAGAUUAAGGCCCUAUUUCACAGGUCCAUUAUAAUUUACUCUGAGAAAAUUAGGGGGAAUGUUAGAAGUUAAUUUUUUAAAAUGAUAUAAGACGACAAAAUAUCUUGGACUAAGGAGAUGUAGAAGAGGAUAGAGUUCAGGUAGAACUUUUUUUAAAAUAUAUUUUUAUUGAUUUCAAAGAAGAAGGGAGAGGGAGAGAGAAACAUCCAUGAUGAGAGAGAAUCAUGGAUGGGCUGCCUCCUGCAAGUCCCCCACUGGGGAUCAAGCCCACAACCCAGGCAUGUGCCCUUGACGGGAAUCGAACCUGGGACCUUUCAGUUCGCAGGCCAAUGCUCUAUCCACUGAGCAAAACCGGCUAGGGCUCAGGUAGAACUUUUUGAUGAUAAGAGAAAGAGAAAUCCUAUACAGGGAUGAGGGAUGGAAUGACUUUUUUUUUUUUUUUUUUUGGCAAUGAUGGAAAUGGGAUGGCUGCAGGAAGAUGGUGUUUACAAAGACAGGAAUAGGAAAUGUCUAUCAUUGGCCACACAAAACUGGCUAAUCUCCCUUCUGAAUAGUAUUUGCCAGCUGAAACCCAAGGGGAAGAAAGGAAGUGAAUGGUUACCAGGGAAUUCAUUCGGUUUAGAUAUUAUAUUAUGUGCUUUAUACACUGUUUAGUAUAACUACACAUUACCACUAUUUUACAGAUAAGUCUUUUGUAGUUUAGCAAGAUUUUAAUAGAACUAAGGCAGACUAGUUAGUAAUCAGGAGGUAAACCCAAGUCUGCUCAAAGUCCAUGUUCUUUUCAUUGUAAAGGGAAUAUCUCAAUGUUCUAGGCUCAUUACACAAUGGGAACCUGUAGGCUUAUUGUGCAGUCAGCUGUUUUUUUCUGCAGCUAUUAGCAGAGGUAUGCAGAGACAGAUAGGAGGCAGUGAGGUUAAGUGUCAGCUGAGCAAUAGCUAUUGAGACUACUUCUUGGUUGAUCCCAUAGCACAAUUUUUCUUCUGACGUUUUCAAGGCAAAGAGGUGGGUAUAUACUGGUUCCAGGAAAAACUAGAGUUGGGCCUUUGGAGUGGGACACUUUGGAUGGUGGAGCAAAGGGAGGCGAAUAGCACAGUAUGGGCCUGCACCUCUUCGGGAAUGUGAGGGUGCAGGGUUGACUUUGCAAGGUAUUGUUUCUACAAUAAGGGACUUGACAGGGUAAAGUAAAGAGAGGAGCUAAUUAAGUCAAAAUUCCUGAGGACCAAAAGAGAACUGGAUUUGGUCCCAUUUAACGUAAGCAGGGAAGGAGAAUGAGAAUAACGGGAAUUUCCUGAUGGCAACAGGCAAACAAGAAGCAGAGGGGAUAGUGCAUCCUCCUGACGUGGGCCCAGAGCAGACAGAGGUGGCCCCUGUGAGACAUUGGGUGGGCUGCAUAGGAGUUGUGUGUUUUUAAAUGUUUUUAUUGAUUUUAGAGAGGAGAGGGAGAGAAACAUCAGUGAUGAGAAUCAUUGAUUGGCUGCCUCCUGCAUGCCCCCUCCUGGGGAUUGAACUCACAACCUGGGCAUGUGCGGACCCUUUAGUCCGCAGACUGACACUCUAUCCACUGAGCCAAACCAGCUAGGGCCAUAGGAGUUUUUUGAAGCGCCAACUAUGAAAGGCAUGGACGAAGGUGGAGACAUCUGUUUUGGCUUCAGCAGUACCUGAACACAAGGUGAGGAUUGAGGGAUUCUUUUAGUCCCAUGUAUUGCUAGAGUCCAUGAAUUACCAGAAUCAUUUUGAUGUUUAAUCAACUCUACAGUUGUUUUGUGUGCAUCAUGUUUGCCCAGUUAAAUCCUAAACUAUUUGAGAACCAAAGCCAUGUUGUUGUUGUAGGCCUAUGCAUCCUCAGGACCUAUGGCUAUGGGAUUGUCCCUCUUCCAGAGUCUCCUACUUCAAUACCCGUUGCCAGAAACACAUCCCUCUCCUCACACAACCAGUCACUCUCCAAGUAGACUAUAACUCCUAAAUAUCUCUGGAAUCCAUCUUCCUUUUUCCAAGCUAUCAUCACCUCUAGGUUAAAAUUAUGGAUGUAAUUGGCUGGCUGGCUGGCUAGCUGGCUGCUAGACUAUAUCAUUAGAGCAUUAAUCGUGUCCAACUCGUUUCUUGCUGUAUUCCAAGUGUUAGGCACACAGUUGCUGCUCAAUAAAUUUUGAUUGAAUGAA
Messenger RNA from Myotis daubentonii (Daubenton's bat), 3461 nucleotides. It is a transcript of the gene CYB5D1, whose product is annotated as cytochrome b5 domain containing 1. The record is from RefSeq and is a predicted model, not a curated record. Gene Ontology annotation, biological process: cilium movement. Lineage: Eukaryota; Metazoa; Chordata; Mammalia; Chiroptera; Vespertilionidae.